GAAAUUGAACAGAACAUAAGAAAAACGUCUGUCUGUGUGCGUCUAGUUGUCAAAGUCAAAAAUAUUGUUUACGUUUCAAGGACGUUGUUUUUGUUAUCAUCAAUUUGUCACGUAUCCAAUUUGAUAUUUUUACGAAAUUACGACGUAAUUACGAAUCUACUGAUUAUUCAACAUUUGUGAUAGUAGUGUACCAUUAAAACCAGCAAAAUGACUAUGCACGUUCAACCAUAUAGAACCAAUGAAGUCGACUUCAACCCUCAUUGGAUUGAGAAAAUACUUCUGAAAUUAGCGGAUGCAUUUAAUAUUCGGAUUGUAUGGGAUGGGGAGACAGCCUUCCUUACCGGAGCCUUCGCUGUGGCUGGUGGACUAUUCGGAGGCUAUGCUGGCGGCAGAGUAGGAGCUGCACUCGGUGCUGGGAUUGGAGGCGCAGCAGGACUCGGAGUAUCAACAUUGGUGUCGCUCAGAGAAAUCUGGGAGACUGUAAAAGAGAAACUAAAGGAACUACUCUACAUAGUAUUCAACUAUCUGAGACGUCUAGACCCUGUGGAUUACGUAAGAGCCUUCGACAUCCUGAUGGCAUGCAUGGCCAGCCGACGGGAACUGGUGUUGACGAUUUUAGACUUUAUCGCUCACAAAUUAGGGAAGGAAGUGCUUUCCAACAUCGCUAUAGCAUAGUGCUAUAGUUGGGUUUGAAAUUGUCAUAUCUUAUGAGCGAAAUUUAUUGUUGCAAUGAAUUUUGCAUUUUUUUUAUAUUGCUCACAAGUGACUUUUAGUGCUGGAAGUAUUAUAUAAUAUGACAUAUCUUUAAGAUAUUGUUAAUUAGAUAAGGAAGUAGGUUUAUAAAUUACAUACAAUUGAUUCUGUACUGGAAUAACUAUAGUUUUAGACAUGACAUUCUUACUUACUUCUUACUUCCCUCGAGGACUGUUUUCCGCAGUUAGGACAUAGACAUGACAUUAAAAAUGUUUUAAAAAUAGAAUAGAUGCUCAGUCACUAAAAUUUUAGUAAAAGCAAAAUUGAGGCAAAUCGAGUUUUUGUCUAGCUUUAAAAAAAUUUGUAGCUUUCCUUUCAUCGAGUGCUAACACUGGUGUUAGAUUUUUACGACGCUACGAAGAAUAAUUCAAUUCGCCUAAAGGCAUCUGACAUGACUUGCGAGUAUUGCCAUCUAGUAGCAAUAGACGCAUACACACGAGUGAAGUUAAUAGCCUAUGACUUCUUUUUCACUGGAAAAAGAGAACUUUUGUUGUAUUAUUGUCAAAUAAAAUUUUUGGGCACAAAGAAAGUAUUAAAAUACGAAAAUAUUCGUAGUAAGUAGGUUGUGUUGCACGGUUUGUGUGCCUUCUAGUGUAGAAAUCAAUAUUUGUGUUCGAGUUGUGAUUUAGGUAAUCUGGCUUCCGCCUGUAAUACCGUGUUUUGAUUGAUAUUUUAUUAUUUUUUGAGGGCGAAAUGUGGUUUUGCAUUUCACAUCACGCUGUCGAAUCGAUUCGCAUUGAGACGCAGUUAACCAUUCACAUUGCGGUGUGGUUGUCGUCGCGUCCCAUCGGCGUCUGCAGUCUGUCAAAAAAGUUAAGAAAAUAAAUCGCUCGCUGUUUCCUGUUGGCUGGCAACACUAUGGUUAUCAACCAAUCUUGACAAUUCUAUUUGCUAUUGCAAUGGUAAAAAAAAUUUAGUUCGUUAAAAAUCUAUUUUUUUUAGUUACCUAUGUCUCACUUCAAUGUGAUAUUUGAGAUCAUCCUCAGAUUAAAUAUCUGAGCUCAUAACCUCUCUAUUGGGUCAUAUUGAUAAUAAUUGAAAUAUUAUGUAUUAUUAAUGACUUUGAAGUUUCUUCGCUCUUCACAAUAUGUAUUUUAAUUUUGAUAAAUAUAAAAGUCCGCACCACGAAAAAAGUUCCGCAGACGUGGCGCUACUGUCGCUGGAAACAACAACGUGAACCAUCUGUUAUUUAUAGUUCCUCAUAUUGCCACUGGUAGUUCUUUCGUGGCAAGGUCUGUAAUAAUAAUCUCUAUGAUAAAAAUGAGCAAAUGAAACGUCUUUGCGACUUACCUCCAUAAGGUAGCUUUUUUCGUGGAACGUACAUUUGAUGACACGAUAUUAUGUAAGACUCUUGUCUCAUAAUUUCAGAAUUACAAUAUUGUUACAUAUCAAUUGUAUUUAGACAUAACACUUAGUGCUCAAUAUUAUCGGUUUUUCAGGGUGCAAUAAAUAUUUUUUGUAAAA
This is a messenger RNA of Plodia interpunctella (Indianmeal moth), 2217 nucleotides long. RefSeq lists its product as uncharacterized. The record is from RefSeq and is a predicted model, not a curated record. Lineage: Eukaryota; Metazoa; Arthropoda; Insecta; Lepidoptera; Pyralidae. The coding region runs from base 208 to 675 and encodes 155 amino acids. The transcript is spliced from 3 exons.